Messenger RNA from Nematocida parisii ERTm1, 253 nucleotides. RefSeq lists its product as uncharacterized. The transcript has a single exon. NCBI's taxonomy places the organism in Eukaryota, Fungi, Microsporidia. The coding region runs from base 1 to 198 and encodes 65 amino acids. The record is from RefSeq and is a predicted model, not a curated record.
AUGGAUAUGGGUGACAGAGAAACUAGAAGAGAGGAGACUGAAAAGGAGCUUGAUAUAAGAGUAGGCGAGCUAACAAACUUAAUGAAAAUAUUCAGAGAGAAAGUGGACAAUUUAGAAAAAACUGUACACUCUUUGGAAGUAAAAAUGGUUGAUUAUAUACAGGACUUAACCAAGGCAAAGGGUGAGAUUGACAUAUAACUUAUUAUUACCAUAAACACAGAAAGGCAUGAAUAAUAAAUUACAGUAUAGGAAA